AUGGCUCUCAACGUGAACCGCUCCGUCACCGAUCCAUUCUACCGCUACAAGAUGCCGCGUAUCCAAGCCAAGGUCGAGGGGAAGGGAAAUGGCAUUAAAACCGUCAUUUCUAAUAUGGUCGAGAUCGCCAAGGCUCUCGAGCGUCCUCCUACUUAUCCAACAAAAUACUUCGGUUGUGAGCUCGGAGCGCAGACGCAAGUCGACCAGAAGAAUGAACGCUACAUCGUCAACGGAGAACACGAUGCGGCCAAGCUUCAAGACAUCUUAGACGGCUUUAUCAAGAAAUUCGUGCUUUGUCCGGCUUGCGAAAAUCCUGAGACUUUACUUACUGUACGCAAGCAGCAAAUCAACUCGAAAUGCAAGGCUUGUGGUCACAUGUACAUCAUUGAUCAACGUCAUCGUCUCGCUACGUUCAUUGUCAAGAAUCCGCCAAAGAUUGAGGUGGACUUUUCAGUGGUCAAGGAGAAGAAGCCAAGCAAGACAAACGGCACCAAUGGAACAGAUGCUCAGGACGAGAACAAUGAAAAUAAGCAAGACUCUUCGUCUGGAGAUGAGGUUCAAAUCGCUGAUGAGGAGGACGAAGAUUGGGCUCCAGAGGUCGAGUCGGAGAAACUUACAUCCGGCAUCAACAAACUUGUCAUUUCGGCCGAUCUGGACAAAUCGAUUGAGGAACGUCUCGAGAUGCUGUACACCUACUUCCAGGACAUGAAGAAGAAAAACGAGAUCGGCGAUGGAAAGGCACUUCGCAAUGAAGCCGAGAGACUCGAGCUGAAGCAGAAGGCGACUCUACUCUUGGCUAACGUGCUAUUCAAUGAACAAAUUGUUGCCGAAAAGCAAAUCGAGAAGUACAAGAAAUGUCUCUUGCAAUUUACGGCCAAUGAUGAGAAGGCUCAGCGUUACUUGCUCGGAGGAAUCGAACAGGUGGUCACCAAGUUCAAGGACGUUCUUCUUGUCCGUGCACCGCACAUCAUCAAGGGACUCUACGAUACUGACAUUUGUGAUGAGGACUCAAUCCUGAAAUGGGCUGAAAAGCCAACUUCAAAGUUUGUCUCGAAAACCGAGUCAAAGGCGAUCAUUGCCGCUUGUGAGAAAGUGAUCAAUUGGUUGAAGGAGGCCGAAGAAGAGACUGAAGAUGACGACGACGAUGACGACGACGACGAUGAGAUCAAGUUUGAUGGAGCAAAGACCUCUCAGAUGGCACAGCAAAACGCGGAGCGCCUCAACAAGCAAAUCACGGCUGUCAACGACGAGAAUGGAGAAGAAAUCGACAUCGAGAACAUC
Mesorhabditis belari is the source of this 1281-nucleotide messenger RNA. The record is from the annotation of a GenBank genome assembly. NCBI's taxonomy places the organism in Eukaryota, Metazoa, Nematoda, Chromadorea, Rhabditida, Rhabditidae.